This is a messenger RNA of Lipotes vexillifer (Yangtze River dolphin), 2451 nucleotides long. RefSeq names its product sciellin (gene SCEL). The coding region runs from base 1 to 2451 and encodes 816 amino acids. The transcript is spliced from 31 exons. The record is from RefSeq and is a predicted model, not a curated record. NCBI's taxonomy places the organism in Eukaryota, Metazoa, Chordata, Mammalia, Artiodactyla, Lipotidae. Gene Ontology annotation, cellular component: cytoplasm. Gene Ontology annotation, biological process: epidermis development.
AUGUCCAAUUUUACCUUGAGAAAAACAUCUCCCACAGGAAAUGAUAUGAAGAGUACCACUCAGGGGACUACACUGAAGCAACAGGGUUUGCACGAUGUGAACAAAAGGAGGACUUUCUUACAGGAUAACAGCUGGAUAAAGGAACGUCCUGAAGAAGAAAAAGAUGAAAAUUAUGGUAGGGUGGUACUCCUUAGACGUAACUCCCAUGAUGCCUCAGACAGGAAAACAAACGAGAGGGAUGAGCCAAAAGCCACAAUCAGUUGGCACAGAUCUGAUGACACAUUGGACAGGAUCUCAGACAGAAAUGAUGCUGCUAAAAUAUAUAAGGCCAAUACCCUGGAUAACCGACUAACCAACAGAAACACGUCCACGUUUCGGUCACCAGAAGAGACAAAGAUGCAACCUGGAGGUUUGUUCAGUGCAAAUGCCACAAACACCCCAGCUUCCAACUCUGCUACUACUCCUGUAAAGAAAAAGAGACAGUCCUGGUUUCCACCGCCACCUCCAGGUUAUAAGGCCGCCCCAAGCACAGGAGCGAGCAGAAGGGAACCAACUGUUCACCCUCCAAUACCUCCAAAGCCCAGUUCUCCUGUUUCAUCUCCUAACCAGCUGAGGCGGGAUAACAGGCAGAUAUGUCCACCUAAACCAAGUGCAUAUACAGAAACCAACAGAUCUGCUGAAAGAAAUAUAAGGGGUCAGGAUCUUGAAAACAUCAUCAAAGUGGCCACUUCAUUGCAGAAAGCUGACAAGGGUGAAGAAUUAGAUAAUCUCAUCAAAAUGAACAAAAGCUUGAAUAGAAAUAAGGGUACUGAAGGUCUCUUUAGAGCAAAUCUUAACGCAGAGCCAACAGAGAGUGUACCCCAAAGCCUUGAAAAUCUCAUUGUUGUGAAUACCCAGACAGACAAAGAUGGCAAAGGAAACCAAGGCCUUGGAAGUCUUAUUAAAGUUAAUCAAAGGACUGACAAAAACAAGAAAGGAAUCCAAGAUCUCAAAACAGUUAUCAAAGCAAAUGCUAGGACAGAUCAGACUAGCAGAGGAGGUGAAGACCUUGAUAAUGUUAUCAAAGUGAAUCCCAAAGAAAGUGAAAACACCACUGGGAAACAAGACCUCAAUGGGCUUAUUAAAGAGAAUCCUGAAACAAAUAAAAAUAUCAAGAGGGGCCAGAGCCUUGAAAAUCUCAUCAAAGUGACCCCUGAAAUAAACAGAAGUAACCCAGGGGGCCAAAGUCUUGACAAUCUCAUCAAAGUGGCUCCAGAAACAAACAGAACUAACCAAGGGAACCAGGACCUGAACAAUCUUAUCAAAGUGACUCCCUCAGCAAAAAUAAGCAGUGAACAAGAUCUUGAUGAACUUAUUAACAUAAGCCCCAAAGCUGUCAAAAACACAGCCGGAAAUCAAGAUCUUGAUAAGCUCAUCAAAGUGGAUCCUGAAACUGUUUCCAACAACCAAAGAAACCGGGAUCUCAAUAACCUCGUCAAAGUGAAUCCUGAAGUAAUCAGAAGCAAUCAAAGCCAAGCUUUGGACAAUCUUAUUGAAGUGAAACCUUCACCUCUCAUAAAUACUAAGCGAAACCAGGACCUAGAAAAUUUAAUUGAAGUAAAUUCCAAUAUGUCUAAGAGUAAAAAUGAAAGCUCCAAUGCUGAACCCAGGCAUGCAGGACCAAAGGAUACUGUUGUGUACACAAGGACGUAUGUGGAGAAUAGUAAAUCACCAAAGGAUAGAUAUCAGGAGAGUAUCUCUGGAAAAUACAUACAAACCAUUUAUUCGACUUCAGAUAGGUCUGUCAUUGAAAUGGAUAUGUGCACUUACUGUCGAAAACCCUUGGGCACAGAAGCUAAGAUGAUUUUAAAUGAAUUACAAAUUUGCUGCCAUUCCACUUGCUUCAAGUGUGAAAUAUGCAAACAACCUUUGGAAAACCUACAAGCCGGUGACAGUAUUUGGAUUUAUAAACAGACAAUACAUUGUGAAUCUUGCUACUCUCAAGUUGUAGCAAACCGGCGGGCAAACGCUGCCCUCCUGCAGGGCAGGCACCUGCUGCGGCUGCUUUUUCUAGAACCCCGCCCCUGGCUCCGAAGUCAGUUCAGUUCGCUCCCUCCCCCGCGGCGGGAGGAAGUGCCAGUGGCGGGAAAGUUCGGGCCAGGUCCAAUCAGGCACCUGGGAUUGGGUAGCGCGGCCGGGGGCGGUGGCCCCAGGACCCCAGCCCGUACUCCCGGCCCCGCCCCUCGGGAACGCCUCGCCCCCCGGCUGGUCCGAUACUCCCGCCCCGCCCACCCGGCGCCCGCGCCCCGCCCCGCCCGGGGGCCGCAGCUAAAACCCGGAGCCGCCGCAGCGCCCAAGGGACUGGAGGGAGGCUCUGAGCAUGUGCAGAGCUGCGCGGCGGCGGCUGCCUCGGUGAGAGGCAGCGGCCCGGUGCUGAUGCGAACAGCCGCCUCGGCCUCUGCCCCACCGUAG